Molecule: messenger RNA, 216 nt
Organism: Heterostelium album PN500
Lineage: Eukaryota; Evosea; Eumycetozoa; Acytosteliales; Acytosteliaceae
Exons: 3
Coding region: 1-216 (71 amino acids)
Source: RefSeq, a predicted model, not a curated record
AUGAGUAAAUUUAAUCAACAAGAAUCAUAUAAAUUCUUACAAGAAUCAUGGCAAGUUGCAACUUCAGAUAAGAAAAGAAUAUUGGUCAUUGAUGAAAAGUCACAUAAAUCAAACUUAACUACAACAUCGAUAUUCACAACCGAUCUCAAGAAAUCAUAUCAAGCAUACAAACAACAGAAUUCAGAGAAAAAAGAAAGUACACCUGCUUGGGCUUAA